Molecule: messenger RNA, 1812 nt
Organism: Colius striatus (speckled mousebird)
Lineage: Eukaryota; Metazoa; Chordata; Aves; Coliiformes; Coliidae
Gene: MAP6D1
Product: MAP6 domain containing 1
Exons: 4
Coding region: 1-666 (221 amino acids)
Biological process (GO): microtubule cytoskeleton organization; regulation of microtubule cytoskeleton organization; cytoskeleton-dependent intracellular transport
Cellular component (GO): cis-Golgi network; microtubule; Golgi-associated vesicle
Molecular function (GO): microtubule binding; calmodulin binding
Source: RefSeq, a predicted model, not a curated record
AUGGCCUGGCCCUGCAUCAGCCGCGUGUGCUGCCUGGCCCGCUUCUGGAGCCAGCUGGACAAGUCCGACCUCUCCGUGCCGCUCACCAUCCACAACUACUCGGACAUCGAGGAGCCGGAGGACGCGGCUCCGCAGCGCGCCGGGCAGGCGGCUCGGGGCAGCGGCCGCCCGCCCGCCCCGGCCCCGCGCCCGCGGGACAGCGCCGCCGGCAGGGCGAGCGGCCGCAGCAAGGGCCGGGCGGCCGCGGAGCCCUUCGCCACGGAGACCCAGUACCGGCGGGACUUCCGAGCCUGGCCGCUCCCGCGGAGGGACUCGUUGCCCUGGGUCAGCGCCGGCAGCGGCGGCAGGGACGGGGCCGUCCCGCAGCCCGCCCCGGGCCGCGCCGCCUGCGCCCUGCCCGGCUGCGGCGGCCCCGAGCGGCUCCGGCCGCGCUCGCAGGCGGACGGCGGCCACACCACCUCCUACAGGCAAGAGUAUCGCCCAUGGACUGGAGCAAAACCAUCCAAGCCCAUAAAGAGCAAGCAAGGUUUCAUUAUCCCAGAAGACCAUUUUGUCCAAGAGACAAGCUACAAGGCAGAUUUUAAGCAGAUCCCAGAGGUGAAGACCAGCUUCUCCCCCAACCCUUCUGCUGUUUUCCAGGCGCCAUCACGGAUCCUCAACGUGUGAACCUGGAGCCUCCUCACACCCAGGCAGCUCCCAGGCGGCGUUUCCCUGAAGAUGUAUCACUAUGCAAUUCUCAUGAGGAGUGUUCAGAUCAAACCCCCCCCCAUGGUAUUAUCCAAAGCAGCUCCAGUGAUUAAUGAUCUGCACACACACACUUUCUGUUAACACAACAAGCGGCUCGGUUCAGAACACAGGCUGCCAGGAGUGACCUAGUUUUGGAGAGGAGCAGGUUCAUUACUAUGCCAGCUGGCAUCACAUUAGGAGAUUGACUCUGGGCAGCAAAGGCAGCACUGCAGGCAACAUCCCUAUGCUUAACCUCACAGGGUGGGAGGGAAAACAAUCCCAAAUGGGGUGGAUAAUUAAAACCAAAAAGAGUUUUAUUUAGAGGCACCCUCUAAGUAGGCCAGUGAGAGACAGGGAGUGUCUGGCUGGCUUCUGAGCUUCUGGAGGGGGUUUGGAAAUAGGAGCUCAGAUGGAAUCACCAGAAAUCACAGCAUCAAAGGGGCUGCUCUGAACUUCCAGGGUUGUUUUAGAAGCUGGAGGAAGCCAGCAUCGCUCAACUCAAAGAUCAACCUGGCACGUGCAGCAUCCCGAGGCUUUAAGGACAGAAAGCUGCCUGCUUCCAAAAUUGGUGUGCUGCUGGACUUUGGGAUCCAAAACUGGUGUGCUGCCCCAGCAGCAAGAGGGGCCUGGACCUUGGGAGACAGCCCUGAGAGCAGUGCAGCAGCCUGGUUUGGAGAGGAUGGGUUGCAUGGCCAGAGCCAGCUAGGCCCCCAGCAUGCUCCAGAGGAACUGAGAUAUCGAUGGGACUUGUGUAGCUGUUAGGCUGAGUUGUAAAUAUUGUAAAUGGAUUUUACCUAAAGCAAUUUGUGAUCCUUUAAUGAAAAGGACAUGCCUAUACUUUUAAUAACUGUUAACUCUUUGCACAUGCAAGGUGGAAAAUAUUGCCUUGAAAUUCCUGUUAUUGCCUGUGUGUUGGUAAUGCUCAUGCUAGGAACACCCAGAAGUGAAUGUUACUUAGCAACUCUUCCUAGAGAAAAGUGUAACACAGAAUGUAAGAGACCCUUCAUUUUUCAGUAGCCCAUUUAAAGUGUCAUUGUUCUGGAGCUGAUUUCUUUUAGGUUGGUGUGCAUUUUCCUUUUGCUGCAG